This is a messenger RNA of Cololabis saira (Pacific saury), 2475 nucleotides long. RefSeq names its product G protein-coupled receptor kinase 7b (gene grk7b). Bases 83 to 1735 code for a protein of 550 amino acids. NCBI's taxonomy places the organism in Eukaryota, Metazoa, Chordata, Actinopteri, Beloniformes, Belonidae. Gene Ontology annotation, cellular component: cytoplasm. The record is from RefSeq and is a predicted model, not a curated record. The transcript is spliced from 4 exons. Gene Ontology annotation, molecular function: ATP binding; rhodopsin kinase activity. Gene Ontology annotation, biological process: signal transduction; protein phosphorylation; regulation of signal transduction.
AGAUGGAGAACCUUCAGGAUGCGGGUGCUGGAGGCGCUAACCUGUGCCUGGGACUUGCAAAUGGGUGAACUCAAGUGUUCCUAUGUCAGCGGUUACAUCCAGCAUGGAUGACCUGUUGAUACUGGACAACUUGGUGGCUAACACGGCCUACAUGAAGGCUCAGCAGGGUGAUCACAAGGAGUGGAGAGUAUCCCUGACACUGCCCAGCCCAAAGAAGACCUUUCCUCCUCUUCCAGCAGUGGAGAAGACAUACGAGUCGCUCUGUGAGCAGCAGCCUAUUGGGAGGAAGCUGUUUCAGCAGUUUCUCCUCACCUCAAACCACCAGUGUGUGGCUGCUGCUGAGUUCCUGCAGGAGCUGGGUGAGUGGAGCUUUGCUGAGGAUGGAGCCAAAGAUGCGGCCAAAAGGAGGAUACUUGCCAAGUUCUGUCGGCCUCAGUCUCCGACCUUCCUGUCCUACCUCACAGGACAAGACACGAAGAUGUGCAUGGCUUUAUCAGACAGAAACCUUGACAAUGCGGCGAUGGACAAGAUAAAAGAGGCAACAAGGAGCUUCUUGAAGGGCAAACCCUUUUUGGAGUAUCUGAAAAGCCCCUUCUUUUACAGGUUUCAGCAGUGGAAGGAGUGUGAGAAGGAGAGGGUUACUGACAAAUACUUCUAUACCUUCAGGAUUUUGGGAAGAGGGGGGUUUGGUGAGGUUUGUGCAGUACAGGUGAAAUACACUGGCCACCUGUACGCUUGCAAGAAGCUGGAUAAAAGACGUCUGAAAAAGAAAGGCGGUGAGAGAAUGGCCCUUUUGGAGAAGCACAUCCUGGAAAAGGUCAACAGUCGCUUCAUUGUAAACCUGGCGUAUGCAUACGAAAGCAAAACCCACUUGUGUCUGGUCAUGGACUUGAUGUUUGGGGGAGACCUCAAGUUUCAUAUCUACGAGCUCGGGCAGAGGGGCAUCUGCAUGGAGCGCGUCGUUUAUUACGGGGCCCAGAUAAUCGCUGGAAUCCUGCACCUGCACGCAAUGAACAUUGUGUAUCGUGACAUGAAGCCUGAGAACGUGCUGCUGGACGGCAAAGGCCGGUGCAGAGUGUCAGACCUCGGAUUGGCCGUGGAGCUCCCAAAUGGCAAAAUGAUCUGCCAGAAGGCUGGUACUACCGGUUACAUGGCCCCUGAGGUUCUCAAGCAGGAGUACUACCGCACCUCCGUGGACUGGUGGGCUCUGGGCUGCAGCAUUUAUGAGAUGGUGGCUGCUCGUCUGCCUUUCAGAGACUUCAGGGAAAAGGUGCAGAAUGGCGAGGUGACCCGUCGCACUCUGGAGGAUGAAUGCAAGUUUGAACACGAGCAGUUUGAUGCUCCCACCAAAGAUAUUAUCAGGCAGUUCCUCAAGAAGAAAGUUGCGCAUCGCCUUGGGUGCCGUAGUGGUGAUGACCCCCGAACCCAUGUCUUUUUCAAGAAUAUCAACUUCCACCGCCUGGAGGCGGGACUGGUGGAGCCCCCCUGGGUGCCAAAGCCCGACGUGGUUUAUGCCAAAGACACUGAUGAGUUACGGGACAUCUCUGAGGUCAAUGAUGUCAAACUCGAUGCCACGGACGACAGGUUCUUCAAGGCGUUCAGCACAGGUGCAGUCUCCACCCGCUGGCAGAAGGAAAUGAUUGACAGCGGCGUGUUUGAUGAGCUGAACAACUCCGAACUGAACGGACACGUCCCCAAGACUCCCUGGAAUUCCAGGACAUGUGUCAUUCUUUAAGCAACAUCUCAGCAGACAAUAAGACACAAGCGAGUGGAGCUGGGAGGUUGAAUACUUGAAAGGUUGUCAAAUCUAACUAUUAAUGAAGUGCCUUAGUUGAGAUGCUGAACUUAGCUGCUCCGAAACGGUUCAGUCCCAUCGCCUUUGUCCUGAAACGUCUAAGUAUCAAAGACCAGGUGACGCUGCAAGGCCUGCACGCCACGCUGAACACCCGUCCCAGCAGUGAAGGAAAACCGCAGCAUUUACACGCGGAUGGAAACUCAGGCAGUUGCUUUAUCCUCUGCCCUCUCCUCCCGGUGAGACAGUGGGUCCCAGAGCAUUCAUAGUUUCCAUUACAUCAACCCGGCCAUUUUGGCAGACAAUUGUUUACAUGUGUUUGUAAACAAAUUGCAUUAUGGUUGCGUUAUGGCCACUGACAAGCAGCAGUAUUAUUAUCACGGUUAUCCACUGAUUCCUGUGGUGACUGAUAUGUCACCACAGGAAUCAGUGGGUGAGGGUGCCGCCUCAUGAAAGUGCACGGUCUCACGUUUUGAUUGUUUUUGAUUUGAUGCCUGUGUGAAGCACAAGUUCACCACUAAGUGCCGCCAGAUACCCACCAAGUGCACUCGACCUCCUGCGUGCUCCUCAUCAUCCCCAUUAUCCUGACAAUGUUGUUCAGGUAUUUACAAGCAUUCAGUGCUUUUAAUAGGCGUUGCAGGAAGACACAAACUGUUUUUUCCCAGGAAAGAUUUGAAAAAGAA